AUGCUGAAGCGGGAGGCAGCCGCAGCAGCAGCAGCACACAAAUCCUCUGGAAAGAAUCAACCCUCAAUUGCUGCUGCUGCGUGUGUCCUAAGCAGCAGCAGCAGCAGCAACAGCAGCAGCAACAACAGCAGCAGCUGCAACUCAAACGGAGCAGCAACAGCAGCAGCAGCAAGAACCAUUUCUCUACGGGUGUUGUCUCUCCGGCUUCGCGGGUGUGCUGAGCAGCGGCAGCAGCAGAAGCAACAGCAGCAGCAGAAGCAGCAGCAGCAGCAGCUGCAUCCUUUAACGCAUUCGGAGUUGCGGCAGCUGCAACAUUUGCUGCAGAGACGAGCAGCAGCAGCAGCAAGCAGCAGCAGCACUUGCAGCAGCAGCAGCGGCAGGCUGCUGAUUUCUGGUUGUAGAUUCCGCUCUGUCACCGCACAUCAACAGAAAAAGCAGCAGCAGCAACAACAGCAACAGCAGCAACAGCAGCAGCAGCUGCAGCAACAACAGCAGCAGCUGCAGCAACAGCAGCAGCAGCUCCUGCAACCGAGGCACAGCGCCUCGGAGACCGCAGCGACGGCAGCAGAGACAACAGCAGCAGCAACAACAGCAGCAGCAACAGCUGCUGCAGCAGAAGCCGUUGAAGCUGGACAUGCAGCACCCAGCGUAGCAGCAGCAUCUGCAGCAACAGCACCAGCAUCACCAGCAGCAGAGGCAGCAGCUGCAGGACCAACAGCUGCAGCACGGAGCGACCCAGAAGCUGAAGCAGCAGCAGCAGCAGCAGCAGCAGCAGCAGCAGCUUCGCAUGCAGCUGGUCUAGCUUUGCUGCAGCACUAUCGGCAGUGCAGCUUCGCGCUUUUUGGAGUUUUACCUGCUGCAGCAACAGCAGCAACAGCAGCAGCAGAUGCAGCAGAAGCAGCAGCAGCGGCAGACGCCGUCUCCUGUCUCCUUAGCUACUCGCGGGAAGCAGCAGCAGCACCUUUCUUAUUGAAGCUGCCACAUACCAAACAACCUCCAGCAGCAGCAGCAGCAGCAGCAGCAGCAAGUGCAGCAGAGCCUGAAGGAAGUACGCAGGAGCAGCUCGAGUGUAUGAACAAAAGGAAUCGAUUGGCGCAGCGAAAGCGACGGAAGAGACAGGGGGAAAGGGUCUCUCUCAGAUAUAGAUGA
This is a messenger RNA of Eimeria acervulina, 1149 nucleotides long. RefSeq lists its product as hypothetical. The coding region runs from base 1 to 1149 and encodes 382 amino acids. The transcript is spliced from 5 exons. The record is from RefSeq and is a predicted model, not a curated record. NCBI's taxonomy places the organism in Eukaryota, Apicomplexa, Conoidasida, Eucoccidiorida, Eimeriidae.